Pseudopipra pipra is the source of this 5089-nucleotide messenger RNA. RefSeq lists its product as uncharacterized. The record is from RefSeq and is a predicted model, not a curated record. Gene Ontology annotation, molecular function: nucleic acid binding; RNA-DNA hybrid ribonuclease activity. The transcript has 2 exons. Gene Ontology annotation, biological process: DNA integration. Lineage: Eukaryota; Metazoa; Chordata; Aves; Passeriformes; Pipridae. Bases 1 to 2685 code for a protein of 894 amino acids.
AUGCUACUGGAUACCAUCAUACGGAGAAAUCGUGUAAAAAGGGAGUCGAGCGGAGUUGAAGGGAGCCGGAGCGGGACCAGAGAUCGCGGAGCGGGGCCGGAGACAACGGAGCGGCCCCGCCAACAUGAACGCGGUGCCAGCACCUCGGCAGUGCAUAUCCAGGACGAUCGGAAGCGACGACUGCAGUGUGAAAGUACUGCUGAUAGACCAGAGAUAAACUUUACGAACACUAUGACUGAGUUCCACCUUAAGACAUUUCCAGCUUUUCAUCUGAACUGUGCAGCGGGGCUGCGCUGCGCAUUUGUGGCUGUGUUCACCGCGCUGGGUGCUUAUGCCGCCGUGUUGAGUGAACCCGUGCCGGCGCCGGGUCUGUCCGCCUGUGGCGGGUGCCUACGGGGCGGCGCCGAGCAGCGGGGCAGUGGCGGUGGUCUCGCCGCCUGCGCGGCCCCGGCUCGGAGCGGUGCCCCCGCGUGCGUGCACGCCGGCGGCCCCGGGCGCGGCGGGCGGCGGGGGGGCUCUGUUUCCCCCGCACUGCUGACAGCCAUGGUCCCGGGGGGUUUCCUGGAUUCUCACAUUGAGGUGUCUAGAGCUUUCCGUCGCGACAUUUACCCAGUGGUAGCCAACCCCUAUACACUGUUAACCACAUUGACAGAGGAUUUAGGAUGGUUUACUGUACUCGACCUUAAAGAUGCCUUUUUCUGCAUUCCUGUACACAAAGAUAGCCAGGAGAUUUUUGCCUUUGAAUGGGAAAAUCCUGAGACAGGGAGAAAAACGCAACUAACCUGGAGAGUUCUUCCACAAGGCUUUAAGAACAGUCCAACGCUUUUCGGAAAUCAGUUGGCAAAGGAACUGGAGGACUGGAGAAGACAGCAGCAAGAAGGAGUUGUUCUGCAGUAUGUUGACGACAUCUUAAUUGCAGCCAAAAACCGGGACCAAUGCAUCGAGCUCACUGUAAGUCUCUUGAACUUUUUGGGGCUAAGUGGGUAUCGGGUCUCGAGAGAAAAGGCACAGAUAGCCAAGGAGAUAGUCAUCUACCUGGGACUUGAAAUCUAUCAUGGGCAUCGGCGACUCAGUACAGACCGAAAAGAGGCCAUUUGCCGUCUCCCAGAGCCCCACACUGUACGAGAGAUGCAGGCUUUCCUGGGAAUGGUAGGAUGGUGUCGGCUGUGGAUAGCUAACUAUGGGUUGCUAGUCAAACCUCUGUAUGAAGCCCUGAAAACGGCCAAAGAGGGAGUUAUAACAUGGACAGAUGAGACCAGAGAUGUGUUUAAGCAACUGAAACAGUCCUUGAUGUCAGCUCCAGCAUUAGGACUACCAGAUUUGACUAAACCGUUUGAACUGUUCACACACGAGCAGUUGAAUGUUGCUCUGGGGGUAUUAUCACAAACUCUGGGAAGCCAAAGAAGAGCUGUGGCUUAUUUCUCCAAACAGCUGGACAGUGUUAGCCAAGGGUGGCCGGGGUGCCUGCGAGCUGUCGCAGCAACUGUUAUCCUGAUUGAAGAAGCCCGGAAGCUCACCCUUGGGCAGCAUAUCACUGUGUAUGUACCCCAUGCAGUUCAAGCCGUGCUUGAACAAAAGGGAGGCCACUGGCUGUCCCCCAGCAGAAUGCUUAAGUACCAGGUUGUGUUGCUGGAACAGGACGAUGUUACCCUAAAAACAACAUCUAUUGUAAAUCCAGCUAUGUUUCUGUCUUCAACACUAACUGACAGUGUCCCCGAGCAUGACUGUUUGCAGACUAUAGAGGAGACUUACUCCAGCAGACCAGACCUGAAGGAUGAGCCCCUGGAAAACGCAGACUGGGAACUGUAUACAGACGGAAGUAGCUUCAUGCGAGAUGGUAAACGCUUCACAGGGUAUGCAGUAACAACCAGAGACGAAGUGAUCGAGGCAAAAGCCUUGUCAGCAGAUGUGUCAUCCCAAAAAGCAGAAUUAAUUGCACUGACAAGAGCCUUGGAACUGAGUGAAGGAAAGAAGGUAAAUAUCUGGACUGACUCAAAAUAUGCAUUUAGUGUUGUACAUGCCCACGGAGCCAUCUGGAAGGAGAGAGGACUACUGACAGCCCAAGGCAGUGGAGUCAAGCAUGCAGACCAAAUCCAUGCACUCCUGCAGAGUAUUUGGAAACCAGAGGAGGUAGCUAUUAUGCAUUGUAGGGCCCACCAGAAGGGGAAAACAAUUCCCGAGUUGGGAAAUCAGUUUGCUGAUCAAGCAGCAAAAAGGGCUACAGAAAAAGGCAUCUUGGCAGUAGUGCCACAAAAAGAAAUUGAUUUGACAAAAUACACCCCUAAGUAUGAUGAGAGAGACAAUCAGCUAAUUAAAUCAUUGAAAGCUGAAAUCAAAGAAGGGGGGUGGGUUGUUACCCCUACUGGACAGGUUGUAGUUCCACCACCGCUCCUUAGGGAAAUAGCUCAACAGGAACAUGAGGCUACCCAUUGGGGAACGGAAAAUCUCCUGAAACAUCUAAAGAAAAUAGUAAUAGGAACAAAUAUGACCGAAGCUGUGCAGUCUACGGUAGGUAAGUGUGAGAUCUGCAAACGAAAUAAUCCAGAUACAUCAAAGAGAGUGGUACUAGGGGUAACAAAAGCUGGAGACCAACCCGGAGAUUACUGGCAAAUAGAUUUUGCUGAGUUACCACCAUGGGGGGGGUACAAAUACAUCCUUGUACUAGUUGACACUUUCAGUGGAUGACCUGAAGCAUACCCCUGUCGCACUAAUGCAGCAAGGGAAGUGGUAAAAGCUUUAUUAAACCACAUAAUUCCAAGGUUUGGGGUUCCUCUAGGAAUGGCAUCAGAUAGAGGAACACAUUUUAUUGCGACAGUAGUAAAAGAAGUAUGCCGCAUCCUGGGAAUUGUCUGGGACCUACAUACCCCCUAUAGACCUCAGGCUAGUGGCAAAGUUGAACGAAUGAAUGGCACCUUGAAAAUGCAAAUUAGUAAAAUUUGUCAGGAAACAUCUAUGUCCUGGGUUCAGGCUUUGCCACUAGCUCUGCUGAGAAUUCGUAUCCAGCCGAGGCGGAGGGAUAACAUAAGCCCCUAUGAAAUAUUAUAUGGAAGACCAUAUCAGGCACCACACGUACCAGGGGAUGUACACUUAAGAGGGAGAGCCGAUUUACAAAAAUAUUUGAUUGCUUUAGGCUCUACUUUGCAGAAGCUGCAGAAGGUCACUGAGUUAUCCAGACCUAUAGGACUGGACACCCCUGCUCACCCAUUUCAGCCAGGAGACUGGGUCUACGUCAAGUGGUGGAACAGUGACCCCUUGCGAGCCAAGUGGAGAGGACCUUACCAAGUCCUGCUGACCUCCCUCACCUCCAUCAAAGUUGCUGGCAGAGAACCCUGGUUCCACUACUCUAGAGUCAAGAGAGCAUCAGCUCCUGGGACAACCAACCAGACAGAAACAGACACCGACGACGAGGAUGUGGAAUAGACUGCUUGUUCUGUGUAUUCUGUUCAUGCAACCGGUAACCAUGAACCGAGUUUGGGACCAAAAAUCGCAUGUGGCCCUAGUCCAAAACGUAUCUAAAAUUCUCCGAAAAACGGAAUGCUGGAUUUGUACUCAAGUACCAGCAAUUGAUGAUGAGAAUAGUGAGUGGCCCCUAAUUGGCAUUUUACUAAAUGAGACAAACUUCGGCAAGUCCAUGAUGAAUUUCCCAGGGACCUGGAAGCCAGUUACAGAGGCCUAUUAUCCAGUGACCUUAAGUAAUGUAAUUUCUAAUCAGGACGUUGUUCCCUGUAUGAUCAUAAACGCUACAGGAAAAAUCAUUCUACCCCCCUACUGUGAUAAAAACAAUUUAAAAGAAGAAAUAAACUCAGAAAUUGUUGCAGGGAUGGCACAGUUCCCUUUGAGAUUAAUUCCUCCCCAGGGUUCGGGAUGGUAUUGGAUUUGUGAAAAGGAAGCCUGGAAAGUUUUGCCUCUUGAUAAGGAUCGGGCCUGUGCUCUGGGGGCAGUGAUUCCAAAUAUAACAAUUCUUGAUCCAAUUGAUGAACCAGAAUGGGAAAGACCCUAUCCAAAAAGAGUGAAAAGAACUAGCAAUCCCCUCAUUGAGCGCCCUACGAUUUUCCAUAGCAUAAUCAGAGCUUUAGUCCCAUCUCUAGGAGUGAGUGAAUUGGAAAAGGCAAUUGUAAAUAUUUCGGCUGUUAUGGAAAACAUACAAGAUCACACUCUGGAUGCAAUUGAAACCCUGAAAGAACAGUUCCAAAGCUUGUCUCGUGUGGUAAUACAAAAUAGAAUGGCCCUCAAUUUUUUGCUAGCCUCACAAGGAGGCGUGUGUAAAGUCAUCAAUACCAGCUGCUGUUCUUACAUAGAUCAGACUGGUAGAAUUAAUAAUGAUUUGGCCGCAAUUCGAAAUCAAACCAAAAUUUUUCAUCAGAUAUCUCUGGAUGAUGUCUCCCUAGGUUUAGGAGAUGUCCUCAACAAACUCACCUCAUGGUUGCCGAACUGGACAUGGAUGAAACAACUGUUUAUCUUAGUAUUGUAUAUACUUAGUGUUAGUGUAAUAGCUCACUGCAUGCACCGAUUUUAUAGUUGUUGUAAGUGUAGGUAGUAGAGAUUGGACAAAGACCUUUGGGUUUUGUCCAGUCUCUAAGGAGGGAACUGAUGCCUUAAGCCCCUAAUGUUUUUUUUAUUUUUCUAAUAUUUGUAAGACUGGUAAGAAUUGUAGGUUUUAAAAAGCAGAAACCCCUUUGUCCCCUUGUUCCUUUCCCUUGUUUACACAUUCCCUAACCCUUUUACCCCAUUCUAUGCCUUCCAUAUCAACCUACCCCUGAAUCCAGAAGCAGUGUUUAGUCUUUUGUCAAGGCAAAGGCCUAGACUGUUUUGAGAACAGCGUAUCGGGGCCUAAACCACAGAGUACGGUCAAAAACUAGGUAACAAUGUACCCUUUGUACUCUGAUGAAGUUGAAGAUGAUGAAGUAGGUGGUCCCAAAAAGACCCCAGACCCAAUUUUCAGGGGGAGGGCCCGGGGCGGUCCAGAGGAAGGGCCAAAGGGUGGACACAUCUGGGACUGGAUGGAUAAUGUUAUAAAAUGUAACCUCUCGGGCACGGCGGUGCGCGUCUAUAUCACCUAUUGCCUUGGCAAAUAAACCCUUUCUUAUCU